This is a messenger RNA of Tetranychus urticae (two-spotted spider mite), 2161 nucleotides long. Its product is annotated as sedoheptulokinase. Gene Ontology annotation, cellular component: cytosol. NCBI's taxonomy places the organism in Eukaryota, Metazoa, Arthropoda, Arachnida, Trombidiformes, Tetranychidae. Gene Ontology annotation, molecular function: sedoheptulokinase activity. The record is from RefSeq and is a predicted model, not a curated record. Gene Ontology annotation, biological process: glycerol metabolic process; phosphorylation.
CAUGUGAAAACUAAGCAAACACGGUUUACAAAAGUAUUUGAAUGACAAUUGGGUUUAGGCUAACAAUUGUAAGAGUUUCAACAACGGUAAAUCUUGUAAGCUUUCGACAUUUUAUCUUCAUCUUAUUGAAAAAUCCUUUGAAACUAAAAAUAUAAUCUUAAAGCUGUAUUUUAUAAUAAAUUGUGAUGACAUUAAUUGUUGGCUUGGAUAUUGGUUCUUCUUCUUGUAAAUCUUGCUUAGUACGGGUUAAUAGUUUGCCAUCAUCAUCAUCAUCCUCGAUUGCAUAUACAAUUGAGUCCACAUCCGUGAUUAACUAUGAAAUCUUGAAGAUUAAGAAUGACGACUCGACCAGAUGGGAGGUACCAAUCAAUGUGAUUCUAGAUGCCAUCCAACAAUCAGUGAAAGGACUAAAGCUGAAUCAACAAAGUUCACCUGUUGAAGCUAUAGCCAUUACUGGGCAAAUGCAUGGUUGUAUCCUUUGGGCAAACAGUCCUUGGAUUUAUGAUGAAACUAGACAUGUGUAUUCGGUUAAAAGUAAUUCCAUUAGCAAUUUAUAUUCAUGGCAAGAUCAAAGAUGUGAUUCACAAUUCAUCUCUUCCCUGCCAAAGAGUAAAAGUCCUUUAGCAACUGGUUUCGGUUCAGCCACAAUAUUUUGGCUUCAAAAAUUUCAGCCACAAUAUUUAUCACAAUUUAAUCACACUGGCACAAUAAUGGAUUUCAUUGUUGCUCUCAUCUGUCAAUUAGAGACACCAUUAAUGUCACCCCACAAUGCCGCUGGAUUUGGCUAUUUUAAUUCACGUAAAAAAAGUUGGUCCAAAAAAUUACAUUCUGAUAACUUCCCAACCCACAUCUUACCCAAAAUUGUCGAUGUCGAUUACAUAGCUGGUAAUUUGGCAAAUGAUUGGAUUGGGUUACCCAAAGGCAUACCUGUUUAUACUGCGUUCGGUGACUUACAAUGCUCGACAUUUGCUUGUAUUCAAAAUAAGCUCAAUUCUGCAGUUCUAACUAUGAGUACAUCACUCCAGUUGGUUGUUAACCCAAUGGAUCAAAAUUGGCAUAAUGAGAAUGCAACCUCUUCAAAUUUCCUCCCUGAUCUUAAAAAAGUACUUUUGAUUCCUUAUGUUAAGGAUAACUUUAUUGUUGCCGCUGCAAGUCUUAAUGGAGGAAAUGUACUUGAAGCAUUUGUUGGUUUUAUACAAAAUUACUUGGAAGAUUUAACUGGCUCGGAGUUUCCAAAAGAACGGAUUUGGAAAAGACUUAAUGAAUCAACUGGAACUGCUGAUUUCAACAAUAAUCCUGAUUCAUCUUCAAUUAAGUUUAUUCCAACCUUAUAUGGUGAAAGAUAUGAUCCUCAAUUACGAUCAAGUUUAUUGAACAUUCCACCUGACUUGACUCCUCAUUCAUUGUUUAAUGCAAUUUGUUAUGGAUUAAUUGAAAACAUAUUCACCAUGAUACCUGUUAAAUGGUUGACCAGUCUGCCAAUCAAUGAAAUUCAAGCCACUGGAGGAGCUUUACUUCGUAAUCCCAUCUUGAAGAAUUCAUUGGAGACUAUUUGUGCUCAAUAUGGAAUCAAAGUGAAUUACAUGGAGCAAGCUGACGCUCACAUUGGAGCCGCUUUAAUGGCUUCAAUGUUUUACAGUAAAUAACAAAUCCUUAAAACUUCCAGUUCGAGUAAAUGUUUCAAUUGAUGGUAAUUGAAAUUAAUCUGGUAUCACUUUAUUAACAAACCAUUCAAUAGCCAAGAAGUAAAUUUUCUGACCAAACGAUGCAUUUAUUUAAUUUGUAAUGCACCAAGUGCUUUUAGCUAGUUGUGUGAACCUUUGUUCAACACUUAUAGUUAAUGAUUCAUAUCACAAUUAAACUUUCAAAGUGUUUGAAUUUAAGUAGCAAGACCACGAUUGAAGUACCAGAUUUCUUGAUCGCUGAUCAACACUUGAAACGAUGAUUCUUCAACAUGCAUCCACCAACUGGUGUCACUAACUAAGGGAAUUUUACCACUUCAUUGACCAGACAAAUCGUUAUUUCUCGUGGCCUCGAACGAAAUAACCAUUAAUCGUAAUUUGCCAUUGGAAACUUUGAUUCGAUAAAAUGUGUGAUUUUGUGUUAUUAAUGUCCAUUGUUAUCGAGUUGAGACACAUUAAACUAGUCGAUUAAUUUGAAA